Messenger RNA from Rotaria sp. Silwood2, 714 nucleotides. The record is from the annotation of a GenBank genome assembly. Lineage: Eukaryota; Metazoa; Rotifera; Eurotatoria; Philodinida; Philodinidae.
AUGUUAUAUCUACUAUUAAUUCUUAUUAUUCAACAUAUAGUGGCUGAAACUGAUUUAACAUCAAAUGAAACAUUUUUAGAAAUUCAAAAAUUAAAUGCACUUAAAUAUGAACAUUACAGUAAAGUACUUGGUCUUGAUGCAAUAUUUAAUUUUACAAUAUCCAAUAUAACUUAUGCUAGAAAAGAAUUAAAUAUUGAUUCCUAUUAUUUUUCAAUAACGUUUAUUAGUGAAGAACAUCAUGAAGAACGAACUAAAAUUGUAGGUUUACAAGGAAAUCAAACGAAAUAUACGGCCCAAUUAAAAAUGCAACAUUUAGAAGCCGAAGGAAAUUAUUUAAUAUGUGUAUUUUUUCUUAGAAACAAUCAAACAAAUGUAAUUGGUUCAAGUCGUUUUUGUCAUGUUGUUUCUAUUUCAGACAGUUGUCAAUUAGAUAAAUUAGAAAUAUCAUUUACUAAUCAACCUGUUUAUCUUUUACUUAUUUUAGUUGUUGUUCUAUUAGUAAUUGUUGUUGUAUUUACUUAUAUACUUCGUUGUAUUUAUCGACCACGUAAUUUUGAAGAAUUACUUAAAACUUUACCAGAACAUCAUGCACAUGAUUUGACACAUCUGGGUGAUACUGGUAGACAACGAAGAAAUGAAACAACACAAUUUAAUAAUCGUCAAAGUGUAGAUUCAGUUUCUACAAUGGAAUUAGAUGCUAAUGAUGAUCCUUAA